AUGUCCGGCGCAGCCCAACAUGGAUUCAACAUCCAAGCCACCCUUUUCUUUGCUCCGGAGAACAUAGAAAAAGUCCUAGAGGCACUCACACCGGUCUACGAGAGGACUAUAGCGGAGCCUGAAUGUCUUUCUUUUCAGGUAUACCAGCUACAUGACGACCCUGGACAAAUACUCUUAGUAGAAGAUUGGGAAACCCCUUUGGAUCGCUACAUGGUUGAGAGACUCAAAGUGGAUUAUAUGCAGGAAUUCUUUGCGAUUAUCGAGCCGUUGUUUGUGAAGACCCAGGAGGUUAAGGUGUUUAGCCGCCUUCCUCAAUUCAAUAAAAUCAAGCAGUAA
Talaromyces atroroseus is the source of this 336-nucleotide messenger RNA. RefSeq lists its product as hypothetical. The record is from RefSeq and is a predicted model, not a curated record. The transcript has 3 exons. The coding region runs from base 1 to 336 and encodes 111 amino acids. NCBI's taxonomy places the organism in Eukaryota, Fungi, Ascomycota, Eurotiomycetes, Eurotiales, Trichocomaceae.